Molecule: messenger RNA, 1254 nt
Organism: Penicillium bovifimosum
Lineage: Eukaryota; Fungi; Ascomycota; Eurotiomycetes; Eurotiales; Aspergillaceae
Product: putative poly(ADP)-ribose polymerase PARP
Exons: 3
Coding region: 1-1254 (417 amino acids)
Source: RefSeq, a predicted model, not a curated record
AUGGCGUCGACGGCCACCGAAACCCCUACCGAAAAGCUGACCGAGAGUAUGAAGGGACUAGUCAUCAGUGCUAGUGGUACGAUCCCUGGAUACCGACAUGUCACAGAGGCUGGUAAACAAGAAGAUUGCAAGAUCGUGAGCAUCGAUUGGCUGCUCCAAAGUAAGGAGAAGCAUGCACCAGUGAGUGUGGAGGAGUAUUUGAUUACAUCACGCAAGAAACUUGAGGACAGUCUUGAGAAGAAACCUGAGGUCAAGCUUGAGAAGAAGCGUGCACGAGAAGUCUCACCUGCGGGCGAGGACUCUGGUCCUUCAAAGAAGCAGAAAGAGCAACAUCCCCCAUCCCAAUAUUUGAUCGACUUAGUUGAUGAGGGAUGCCCAGAGCCGCGUGAUGCACUUUCCGUUUGGCAGGACGCCAAAGGAGUGGUAUGGGAUGCCACAUUGGUCAAUAACGACGCAAACGGAGGAAAUGUGGAUGUGCUGCGCAUCCAACUACUUAUGUGUCAAGAGCCACAGCGCUUCCAUACCUGGGCCUUCAAAUACAGGGCCUUCGAAUACAAGGUUGGACUCAUUCUAUCGUCCAAAGAGCCAAUUGAAACUUCUAGAAGCUUGGCCACAGCCAAAAAAGUGUUUGGGACAAAGUUCGAGAAAUUCAGUGGCCUCGCAUGGGAGGAUCGACAUGCCCUUCCCCUUGAGGAUAAAUGGAUUUUCGUGGAGACUCAUCAGCGCCAUCACGGAGAUCAGAUCCCCACAACCCAGGUAACCACAUUGAAACCUGGUGUUGACAGGGUUUUGGGCCUUAUCCUCACUUCAAGUAUCAUAGAAAACCACUACAAUAAUCUCGCCAGCGAGAUAUGUGGCACAGCUCAGCUUGAUGUGCAGAAGAAAUCAUAUGUGAUUGGGGUUGCGAUUUUGGGCAGACUGACGACGCUGGCCGGUGGCACCAAGGCCGAUAAUGCCAGCUUGUGCAAAGAGCGAUUGUUAAGGGCCUACAAUACCGUGAUUCCGUCGGGAUAUAAUAUGAUCACCAUGGAAUCAGCCGAGAGCAUGCUCAAGUCCCACGAUCUUCUAAGCAAGAUGCACAAUGCACGGCGUAUCUGGAGAAGCGCCCCAUCGUCUCCAUUGGCUUUGAGUCACAUAUCUCAAGUGAUGAGUCUGGCAGAAAUGGACCCAGGUAUGCGUGCUCUGUGUAUCCUUGUCGCCGUAUCUUCCAAACUGCUUCCUAGAGUACCGAAGCACGAGAUUGACCCUACUUGA